Messenger RNA from Drosophila montana, 627 nucleotides. RefSeq lists its product as uncharacterized. The coding region runs from base 142 to 450 and encodes 102 amino acids. The transcript has 2 exons. Lineage: Eukaryota; Metazoa; Arthropoda; Insecta; Diptera; Drosophilidae. The record is from RefSeq and is a predicted model, not a curated record.
GGGCUCUGUACUAAUAUAAUCAAAAUACAUGCAUACAUACAUAACCAAAAUUAAAUUGUACGCUCCUCUGACGUAUAUUGUAUAUAUAUAUAUGUAUAUAUAUUUUGUAUAUCGAGAUAUUGUUGAACUAGUACACAAAACAUGUCGUUUUUGCCACAAGCCGGACGGCGAUAUUCGCGUCUGCCGACGCCGGACUCGAUGCUGAAAUUGGUGCAAGCCUCGGAGAACAGCAUGGAGGAUUCCGCUCUGGAGUUCUAUGAAAAGUGUAAUCUGACCUGGCGUGCUCAGUAUACGAAUCCCUCGCUCGCGCGCCUGAGCAUCGGCACCGAGUUUCUGCCCGCGAAGAGUGGCAAGCGACAGAAGUCGUCACAGUACACGACGAACGGCGAUACGGACUCGGAGAAUCAACAGAAUGGUUGGUCUUGUUUAAUCAAUCGCUGCCGCAUCUAAAAGCUGCCGGUCAGCGACUGAUCAGUCCAAAGGGAUCCGGCUGCUCUUUUAUAUAUCUGUGUGCCUUGUAUCACAUGACGCUCUUCAGAUCUCGCUCGCUCUCGCUCUUGUGUUCUCUCGCUCUCUUUCACUCACACUGACGUUUCUUUCUGUGAAAUAAAUGUGCAUUUCAUCGUA